AGGAAGAGGAAUGGAGAGGGGGAAAGUAUUGCCUCUUUGCCAUUCAGUGCUUGGUGGACCCUGGAUCGUCAUCUUUGAGCAGGAGAACUUCCAGGGCCGCUCCCAUGAGCUGAGUGGGCCAUGUUCCAACCUAAAGGAGACUGGGAUGGAGAAGGCAGCCUCCAUUCUUGUACAGUCAGGACCCUGGGUCGGGUACGAACAGGCCAACUGCAAAGGAGAGCAGUUUGUGUUUGAGAAAGGUGAGUACCCUCGAUGGGACUCUUGGACCAACAGCCGCCGGACUGAUGCGCUCAGCUCACUGAGACCCAUCAAAGUGGACAGCCAGGAGCAUAAAAUCAUCCUUUAUGAGAAUCCUAACUUCACUGGGAAGAAGAUUGAGAUCAUCGAUGAUGAUGUACCCAGUUUCCACGCUCAUGGGUACCAGGAGAAAGUAUCAUCUGUGAGGGUACAGAGUGGAACGUGGGUGGGCUACCAGUAUCCAGGUUAUCGAGGCUUCCAGUACCUAUUUGAGAAGGGGGAAUACAAGGACAGCAGUGAUUUUGGGGCUCCCCACCCCCAGGUUCAGUCUGUAAGGCGCAUACGGGAUAUGCAGUGGCAUCAGCGAGGUGCCUUCCACCCAACCAACUAG
Dromiciops gliroides (monito del monte) is the source of this 628-nucleotide messenger RNA. It is a transcript of the gene CRYBB2, whose product is annotated as crystallin beta B2. Gene Ontology annotation, molecular function: structural constituent of eye lens. Lineage: Eukaryota; Metazoa; Chordata; Mammalia; Microbiotheria; Microbiotheriidae. The record is from RefSeq and is a predicted model, not a curated record. The transcript is spliced from 5 exons. Gene Ontology annotation, biological process: visual perception; lens development in camera-type eye. Bases 11 to 628 code for a protein of 205 amino acids.